CGUGCGUCCAGAGUUUCAAGAACUCACUUCGUUCGGGUUUCAGAGCCUCGCUGGUGCCAGUGGACACAGCUGCCCACAAGGUGCAGACACCUGCCACCUGCUGCUCACCGACCCCCAGGAAGAUGGCCGGCUCAAGAACCUUCACUCUCCUCUGUGGUUUGCUGGCAGCCACCUUGGUCAGAGCCACCCUCAGCCCCCCUGCAGUUCUCAGCCUCGGCCCAGAAGUCAUCAAAGAAAGGCUGACACAGCAGCUGAAGAACCACAAUGCUGUCAACAUCCUGCAGCAGCUGCCUCUGCUCAGCGCCGUGAGGGAGGAGCCGGCUGGGGGCAUCCGCAUACUAGGCAGCCUGGUGAACUCUGUCCUGAACUUGAUUAUCUGGCUGAAAGUCACCUCAGCCAGCAUCCUCCAGCUGCAGUUGCAGCCCUCAGCUGAUGGCCAGGAGAUAAUGGUCAAAAUCCCCGUGGACAUGGUGGCCGGAUUCAACACGCCCCUGGUCAAGACCAUUGUGGAGAUGCACAUGGAGAUGGAGGCCCAAGCCAUCAUCCGAGUAGAGACCAGCAAGAGGGGCGACGCCCAACUUGUCCUCGACCAAUGCUCCAACAGUCAGGGGAGCCUGCGCAUCCGUCUGCUGCAUAAGCUCUCCUUCAUGGUCAACCCCUUAGCCAACAAGGUCAUGAGCCUCCUGGUGCCAACCCUGCCUAAACUGGUGAAAAGCCAGCUGUGUCCCGUGAUCAAGGCAGCUUUUGAGGACAUGUAUGCAGACCUCCUGCGCCUAGUGAGGGUGCCCGUUUCCCUCAGCUCUGACCACCUGGAGUUUGACCUUCUGUCUCCUGACAUCAAGGGUGAUGUCAUCCAGCUCAACCUGAGGGCCAAAUUGUUGGAUUCACAGGGAAAUGUGACCAGCUGGUUCAAUAAGUCUGCGGUUUCCCUGACAACACCCACCCUGGACAGCGCCCCUUUCAGCCUCACCGUGAGGCAAGAUGUGGUGAAUGCUGCAAUAGCUGCCUUGCUCCCUCCAGAAGAACUCAUGGUCCUGUUGGACUAUGUGCUUCCUGAGCUAGCCCGCCGGCUGAAGGCCAACAUCAAGGUGAUCAAUGACAAGGCUGCGGAUCAGCUGGGACGCACACAGAUAGUGAAGAUCCUAAUCCAGGAGACCCCAGAGCUCCUUCUGAGCCAGGACAGUGCCAAGCUGGCCCAACUGAUGGUGCUGGAAGUCUUUCCCACCAAUGAAGCUCGCCGCCCCCUCUUCACCCUGGGUGUGGAAGCCAGCUUAGAAGCUCAGUUUUACACCGAAGGUGACCAACUUACGCUCAACUUAAAUGAAAUCAGCUCUGAUCGAAUCCACCUGAUGAACUCAGGCAUUGGCCUGUUCAACCCUGAACUUCUCAAAGACAUCAUCACCGAGAUCCUUGAAUCUGUCCUGCUGCCGAAUGAAAAUGGCAAAUUAAGAUCUGGGAUCCUGAUGUCGAUGGUGGAGGCCUUGGGAUUCCAGGCAGCUUCAUGGUCUCUGACCAAGGAUGCCAUUGUGAUCACCCCCGCCUCCUCGUAGAACUCCAGAUCUCUCUCCUCUCUCCCAGUGAAGACUUGGACAGUGGCCAUCCACUGCAUGUGGGGUCCAGUGGGAGUGUGGGAACCAGCUGUG
Messenger RNA from Hipposideros armiger (great roundleaf bat), 1643 nucleotides. RefSeq names its product BPI fold-containing family B member 1-like. The transcript has 16 exons. Gene Ontology annotation, molecular function: lipid binding. Lineage: Eukaryota; Metazoa; Chordata; Mammalia; Chiroptera; Hipposideridae. The record is from RefSeq and is a predicted model, not a curated record. Gene Ontology annotation, biological process: negative regulation of toll-like receptor 4 signaling pathway; innate immune response in mucosa. Gene Ontology annotation, cellular component: extracellular exosome. The coding region runs from base 123 to 1550 and encodes 475 amino acids.